AUGAUCCGACGAGAAGGUCAUGGCCUUGCGCUGGACUUCUACUGCUUGGGCUGCCUCUUGUAUGUGCUGCUCACUGGCAAGCUGCCACACUUCACUGGUGACGUGAACCAAAUGUGCGCCCGCCGGGCCAAGGGUGAGGCCUUCGAGGCCGGGUGGCUGGGUUGA
This is a messenger RNA of Durusdinium trenchii, 165 nucleotides long. Lineage: Eukaryota; Dinophyceae; Suessiales; Symbiodiniaceae. The record is from the annotation of a GenBank genome assembly.